AGAGAAAGGCGCUGUCAGACUGCGCUCCACCUGGGGCUCGCCUGCUGCGGGUUUCCGCGCGCCCACACUUUCUGCGGUCGAGGGGACGCCCCGCCGCAAUUCAGGGUGUCAUUCGCCGCCGACCGGGGUUCGAGCGCCCUCGGCGCCCACGAGCGCCGGAAUCUUCACUGGAGCCCUCCGAAGUCCCGCCCGCUGGAUUCGAGGACCCGCUUGGAUGCUUCGCUUCCGAGUGCCCUCGGAAGAUGGGCCGGCAGCCACAGGCGUAAAGACAGCUAGGGGUUACCAGUCUCCAAGGCAGACCCGGAGGAUUCGACCCGGGCUUCCGCUGCGGAGGAGAUGGCUUCCAGCCCGCUGCCGGGGCCCAACGACAUCCUGCUGGCAUCGCCGUCGAGCGCCUUCCAGCCCGACGCGCUGAGCCAGCCGCGGCCAGGCCACGCCAACCUCAAACCCAACCAGGUGGGCCAGGUGAUCCUCUAUGGCAUUCCCAUCGUGUCGUUGGUGAUCGACGGGCAGGAGCGCCUAUGCCUGGCGCAGAUCUCCAACACUCUCCUCAAGAACUUCAGCUACAACGAGAUCCACAACCGCCGCGUGGCGCUGGGCAUCACGUGCGUGCAGUGCACGCCGGUGCAGCUGGAGAUCCUGCGGCGCGCCGGGGCCAUGCCCAUCUCAUCGCGCCGCUGCGGCAUGAUCACCAAGCGUGAGGCUGAGCGCUUGUGCAAGUCGUUCCUAGGCGAAAACAGGCCGCCCAAGCUGCCCGACAAUUUCGCCUUCGACGUUUCGCACGAGUGCGCCUGGGGCUGCCGUGGCAGCUUCAUCCCCGCCCGCUACAACAGCUCCCGAGCCAAGUGCAUCAAAUGUAGUUACUGCAACAUGUACUUUUCGCCCAACAAGUUCAUCUUCCACUCCCACCGUACGCCCGACGCCAAGUACACGCAACCGGACGCAGCCAACUUCAAUUCGUGGCGCCGUCAUCUCAAGCUCACUGACAAGAGCCCCCAAGACGAGCUAGUCUUCGCCUGGGAGGACGUCAAGGCCAUGUUCAACGGCGGGAGCCGCAAGCGCGCCCUGCCCCAGCCGGGCGCGCACCCUGCCUGCCAUCCUCUCAGCUCCGUCAAGGCGGCCGCCGUAGCAGCUGCUGCUGCGGUGGCUGGGGGCGGGGGAUUGCUGGGCCCGCACCUGCUGGGGGCGCCCCCGCCGCCGCCGCCCCCGCCACCCCUGGCCGAGUUGGCGGGUGCACCGCACGCCCAUCACAAGCGGCCGCGCUUCGAUGACGACGAUGAUUCGCUGCAGGAGGCUGCCGUCGUGGCCGCUGCCAGUCUUUCGGCCGCCGCCGCCAGCCUCUCGGUGGCCGCGGCCUCGGGUGGCGCCGGGGCGGGCGGGGGCGGCGCCGGGGGCGGCUGCGUGACCGGCGUUGGCGCCGGCGCGGGCGCGGCGGCUGGCGCCAAAGGGCCACGCAGCUACCCUGUCAUCCCGGUGCCCAGCAAGGGCUCGUUCGGGGGCGUGCUGCAGAAGUUCCCGGGCUGCGGGGGGCUCUUCCCGCAUCCUUACACCUUCCCGGCCGCAGCUGCCGCCUUCGGCUUGUGCCACAAGAAGGAGGAUGUGGGCACCGCGGCCGAGGCCCUGGGUGGCGCGGGCGGCGCGGGCGCGGCGCCUAAGGCCGGCUUGUCGGGGCUCUUCUGGCCCGCGGGCCGUAAGGACGCCUUUUACCCGCCUUUCUGCAUGUUCUGGCCUCCGCGGACCCCAGGCGGGCUUCCGGUGCCCACGUACCUACAGCCCCCGCCGCAGCCGCCUUCGGCGCUCAGCUGCGCGCUGGGAGAAAGCCCGGCCCUACUGCGCCAGGCCUUCUUGGACCUGGCAGAGCCCGGCGGCGCGGCUGGAAGCACCGAAGCGGCGCCCCCGCCGGGCCAGCCCCCUCCGGUCGUGGCCAACGGCCCGGGCUCCGGCCCGCCGCCUCCUGCGGGCGGCGCGGGCGCUCGCGAGGCGCUCUUCGAGUCGCCCCCGGGUGGCAGCGGCGGGGACUGCAGCGCGGGCUCCACGCCGCCGGCCGACCCGGGCGCGGUGUCCGGAGCUGGGGCUGCGACCGCCGGAGCGGGCCCCGCAGGCGCUCGAGUGCCGGCCCCCCACCAUCCGCACCUCCUGGAGGGGCGCAAAGCGGGAGGGGGCAGUUAUCACCAUUCGAGCGCCUUCCGGCCGGUGGGUGGCAAGGACGACGCCGAGAGCCUGGCUAAGCUGCACGGGGCGUCAGCGGGUGCGCCACACUCGGCCCAAGCGCAUCACCACCAUCACCACCACCACCCGCACCACCACCACCACCAUCAUCCCCCGCAGCCACCGUCACCACUGCUGCUGCUGCCCCCGCAGCCCGACGAGCCGGGUUCCGAGCGCCACCACCCGGCCCCGCCGCCGCCGCCCCCUCCCCCACCGCCCCCGCUGGCCCCGCAGCCGCACCACCGAGGCCUUCUGUCCCCCGGCGGUACCAGCUGCAGCUACCCUAGCGAGGACAGCUCCGAGGACGAGGACGACGAGGAAGAAGAGCAGGAGGUGGACGUGGAGGGCCACAAGCCCCCCGAGGGCGAGGAAGAGGAGGAGGAAGGUCGAGACCCCGAGGACGACGAGGAGGAAGACGAGGAGACAGGGGUCCUGCUAGGGGACCCCUUGGUCGGGGGCGGCCGCUUCCUCCAGGGCCGAGGGCUGUCGGAGAAGGGGAGCAGCCGGGACCGCGCGCCGGCCGCCGCGGGCGCUUUCCCACUGGCCCUGAACUCCUCCAGGCUGCUGCAGGAGGACGGGAAACUGAGUGACCCCAGCGGCUCGGACCUGCCCCCGCCUCCGCCCCCUCCGCUGGCCUCCCAGAAAUCGAGCGGCGGCCUUAACAGCAGCCCGGGCAGCCCCGUCCACCAUCCAUCACUGGAGGAGCAGCCCUCCUACAAAGAUAAUCAGAAAACUAAGGAAAAUAACCAAGUUAUUUUAUCUACAAAGGAUGACAACAACUUUUCAGAUAAGAACAAGGAGCAUAGCUUUUUCAUCACAGACUCUGACACCUCCGGAGGAGAUUUUUGGAGAGAAAGAUCAGGUGAACACACACAAGAGAUGAAUUCACCUCAUUCACUCAAAAAGGAUGUGGAAAAUAUGGGGAAAGAAGAACUUCAGAAGGUUUUAUUUGAACAAAUAGAUUUACGGAGACGACUAGAACAAGAAUUCCAAGUGUUAAAAGGAAAUACAUCCUUCCCAGUGUUCAAUAAUUUCCAGGAUCAGAUGAAAAGGGAACUGGCCUACCGAGAAGAAAUGGUGCAACAGUUACAAAUUAUCCCCUAUGCUGCAAGCUUGAUCAGGAAAGAAAAGCUUGGUGCCCAUCUCAGCAAAAGCUAAAAGGUGCCCAGAACCACUUACUCUCGUUUUCUUGUAAGACAGAGCCUAAGCACUUCUGACCCGCACAGAGACUGCAAAUUGAAAGGGCUGGGGAAUCGAAUACAAAAAUCAGGUUCAGGAGAACCCAAGGACAAGUGACCUCAAGGCAGCAUGGACAACCAUGUACAAUAGACUGUAGCGGCCAUUCAUUAGUGGGGGGAGGGGGGAGCCAACCCGAGCAGUCAAUGCUUGUCGCAUCUUUUGGUGGAACCAAAGUUUGAGUCUUUGUGUUUUUCAAGGCCAACUGAACCCAGAGCGUGGGAGUGCCGUUAGCCAACCGGGGUGGGAAAGCCACAGACAGUUCCAGGGGAUCCCCCGCAGGGAGAGAGCCACUCUCCGAGACUGUGUUUUACAUCUGAAGAUGUGACUCCUGGAGAAAAGACAACACAAGCCCUGUCCUAGGAGUGGGGAUCACACUUCGACCGUGAGGAUGGCAUUAGCUGUAACACACCUGCUUUUCACAGCAAACUGGACAGACUUACAUGUGGUCCCUUCCUCUCUGCGACUUUGCCUGCUGUAUGAAUGAAGAUUGUAUUCCUCUGGAAAUAUUUUACAGUUUACUAUUGAGUGUAAUUAAGAAUAUAAUCAUGUUAUCCAGAAAUGGUAUUUAACUCUGUUGUAGUUUCUUUAACAUUCAUGUGGAUAAAAAAGUCUAUAAUAAAAAAAAAACUAUGAAGU
Molecule: messenger RNA, 4083 nt
Organism: Phacochoerus africanus (Common warthog)
Lineage: Eukaryota; Metazoa; Chordata; Mammalia; Artiodactyla; Suidae
Gene: SKOR2
Product: SKI family transcriptional corepressor 2
Exons: 9
Coding region: 337-3366 (1009 amino acids)
Biological process (GO): negative regulation of transcription by RNA polymerase II; negative regulation of BMP signaling pathway
Cellular component (GO): nucleus; transcription regulator complex
Molecular function (GO): RNA polymerase II cis-regulatory region sequence-specific DNA binding; SMAD binding; DNA-binding transcription factor activity, RNA polymerase II-specific
Source: RefSeq, a predicted model, not a curated record